Diorhabda sublineata is the source of this 468-nucleotide messenger RNA. Its product is annotated as protein FAM200C-like. The coding region runs from base 1 to 468 and encodes 155 amino acids. Lineage: Eukaryota; Metazoa; Arthropoda; Insecta; Coleoptera; Chrysomelidae. The transcript has a single exon. The record is from RefSeq and is a predicted model, not a curated record.
AUGGCUCACAUUCCUUGCCUGAUACAGAGCUUGCAUAAUUUACAAGAGAAACUUUUGACAUACUUUCCAGACUUGCACUCUGAAGCUGACAAUGGGCGAAGAUGGAUUUUAAACCCUUUUUUGGACAAGUCAAUAGAUCUGGCUGAUGUCACCACAAAUAUGAAAGAAACUCUUCUAGAUUUAGCUGCUGAUGGCAUGCUUAAAAUGGAAUUUUAUUCCCAAAAUGUCGACGUGUUUUGGAUGAAAAUAAAACACGAAUAUUCAGAGCUAGCAAGGGAAGCUCUAAAAUUAUUAGUGCCAUUCGCCACUUUAUACUUGUGUGAACUGACGUUUUCUGCAAUGGUAGACAUUAAGACUAAAAAGAGAAAUAGACUGCAAUUAGAAAAUGAUUUGAUUAUUGACGUUUCAAAAAUAACACUACGAUUUGACAAACUUUUGAAAAAUAAACAAGCCCAUUCUUCUCAUUAA